AUGGAAGAAGAUCAGUCUUGCCCCGUCCUGGACCCUUCAGGUGACCUGCGAUUGAGUACCAACACGCAAGACUUCGUCGUCUCAUCCAAAGUCAUGUGCCUUGCCAGCCCCGUAUGGCGUGCAAUGUUUGAUCCCCAAGGCCACUGGGCCAGGCAUUCAUCGGGCGUUUUCAGCUUCCCGGACGAUGAUUCCGACGCCCUCUUGAUCAUACUCCAAAUUGCUCACUUGCAGUUCUCGGAUUUACCGGACGCGCUCCUCAUCUACGAGCAUCUUCUGCAGUUGGCGGUCCUGUGUGACAAGUAUGGCGGCUCCUGGACCCUCGAUGUUUUUACAGGGUUGCUUGCUGAUUACCGGUUGACCAACAGAUAUAAUACCGUCAGACUCGUUCGUCCCUGGAUCUCGAAAUGGCAAGCUCCACUGCAAGCUCAGGCAGAGGAGUGUUCUCAGGGCGGCGGAGAGGGCUACGAGGGUUACGAGACCUGGCUGUUCAUCGCUUGGACAUUUGGCGAUGAGGCCGGGUUCAGAAAGAUCUCUCGCUCGUUGGUGUUGACGUCGACAGUCACCACAGUCAACGGUGAGAAACGGAUAGUGAACGCACAGGGAAAUAUGGUCGGUGAUAUUAUGCCUCCAGGUUCAGCAGGCGCCAUCGUCGAAGCCCGCUCAGAGCGCAUCUCCGCACUCCUCGAAAUGUGCUACGGGCUGGUAGACCGAUACGAAUCGACUACCCUAAUGGCUCCUGAAGACACCACCAUCUGCACCCUCCGCGAUCAAUCGCCCAACGAAUGCGACUCCCUAGUCUACGGCUGCCUGAUCAAAGGUCUGCAAAGCCUCAAGCUAUUCCCCAAGCGUGCGGAAGCGUCCGAGGUCGAGUCGAGCGUGAUGGCCUUUGCGGACAAGCUGCGUUCGCUGCGAUGCUUCGAGUAUCCUUUCCCGUAUAAUAGUCAUGGCUACUACAAUCAUAAUGGGAUUUCGCAUUCAAGAUGCAGCUUCACGCUCGCUUUCGCCGAUCAGAUCAACGCUAUUAUUGGUCAGGAGGAGCCGUCAGGGGUACUGGAGGAGCAUCUGACCCAUCUCAAUGAGCAAAAGGACUAG
Letharia lupina is the source of this 1092-nucleotide messenger RNA. RefSeq lists its product as uncharacterized. The coding region runs from base 1 to 1092 and encodes 363 amino acids. Lineage: Eukaryota; Fungi; Ascomycota; Lecanoromycetes; Lecanorales; Parmeliaceae. The record is from RefSeq and is a predicted model, not a curated record. The transcript is spliced from 2 exons.